AUGUCUGUCAUGGGCGCGAGCGGCGCGGGCCCGGGCCCAGACCGCUGGAAAGAGCUGGAGAUGAAGCUCACGGAAGUUUGCCAGCAGCACCAGGAAAGCAUCCAGAGGUGCUUUGCAGACUUCGUGCAGCAGGCGCCAGCUGUGGCGAGUCAACUGACACUGGUCGAGAGCAAGUUUGCGGAUGCGGUGCCGAACCCCCCAUUGGCUCGAGCUCCAAGCCGUCAAAGCCGGCUUCCUCCGCUCGAUGCUGUUGUGAGCCCCUCUGCUAAGACUGCACGAUUCGCCGAGAUCAGCGAUGCUCCGCUGCCCCCGACGGCCUUGCCACCCACAUUGCCUCCACCCCGCUCGCCUGGGCCUUCCGACCCGGAAAGCCCAGAAAGAGCAGAAAGUGGCACGAAGGCUGAGGUAGCAGCGGAAGCGCCGGGUGCGCCCAACGGCUCCGCCUUGGAAGGCGGAGCAAGGGAAGUUCAAACUGACACGAAGGCUGCGGAACCAGAGACAGCAUCGCCAAUCGACCCUGUGGAAGUUCCAGGACUGGCUAACGUGGCUGAAGAGCCAGCCAACCAGACCUCAGAUUCACCACUUCAGAAAGGACUUGUGCCGCGCAGCUCAAGAAGGAGAAGUGCGCAGUUGCCGGCCGAAGAUUUGCCUGAAAUUGAAGAGGGUCAAUCUCUGGGCGAUCCAGGACUCUCGGCGGUGACCGGGUCCUGCAGCACAGGUCUCGCACACCAUGUAAAGCUGAGUAAUUCCAAGGAAUGGUCCAAUGACGAUGAGCCUCCCGACACGUUGCCAGGCGUUCCGGAUGGGCUGGUCACAACCCCACAGCUGCAGUCACUGCAUACACUGCAGUCUGGAGACUCUGAGGGCAACCCAGGCCGCAACAGGAGCAACCCUGGCCUUCGAAAGUCCAAUUUCAUCGCUCACGAAAACCGACGGAAAGUUUUCGAGAAGCAGAGCAAGAUUCAGCGCCUCACGGAAUCUCCUGCUUUUGAGUCAGUCAGUGGCUUCCUCAUCCUCCUAAACUGUUUAUUUGUGGCUUGGCAAACGCAAGCCAAAGCCUUGGAUGACGAGUUUCGCGCCAAAGCAGGCCUGGAGUUGGUCGUCUCAGAGCCAUUCGAAUUCACGGUUCUUCAGGGCAUCUUCCUGGUAUGCUUUUCCUCCGAGCUCGGGCUUCGGUUCAUGGCCGACAAAUGGUAUCUCUUCAGCUGCUCCAACCCGAAUGCUUUUUGGAAUUGGUUGGAUCUAAUGGUGGUUACUUUUGACUUGGUGAGCAUCUUCCUCGAAGUCUGGGUUCAAUUCAGCCUCCUCCGGGUAAUACGUGUUAUCCGGGUCAUCCGUGUUGCCAAGAUGAUUCGCGUCAUGAGAACCUUCCAGGAGCUUAGGCUUCUGAUGCACUCCAUUAUCAGCUGCAUUCGAUCCCUGAUCUGGGUUGUGGCAGUUCUGUGCCUGAUGCUGGGCAUGUUCUCCGUCAUGUUCACGUCUGCAGUUGGGUCGACUUUGGACACAGCAGUGCAACGACGGGAUCCUGCAAACAGUGUGCUGAUUGAACAUUUUGGCACACUGGACCGCUCAACCAUCAAUCUCUACAUGGCCAUGACCGGUGGUACCGACUGGUCGGUGCAGUAUGAUGCCAUGCGCCCCCUUUCUGGCAUCUACCUGGCGUUAUUCCUCCUAUAUAUCACAUUUAGCAUCUAUGCCUUGGCAAAUGUUGUCACAGGUAUCUUCCUUGAAAAUGCUCGCAACUCCGGCAAGAGAGAUCGGGAGCAUGUGAUCGCAGAAGAGCUGCAGACCAAAACACAGUUCCUUCAUGAACUUCAGAGAGUAUUUGAUGAAAUGGAUGCCAACGACAGCGGGACCAUUAGCAAAGAGGAGUUCGAGGGCACACUUCAAGAUGAACGAGUGCAGGCUUAUUUCAACGCCAUGAAAUUGGAUGCCCGGGAAGUGGAGUACUUGUUUGCCCUCCUCGACUUCGAUGGCUCAGGUGAAGUCAGCUACAGCGAGUUCGUCGAUGGCUGCUGGAAGCUGCAGGGUGAGGCAAGAAGCCUCGACAUGAAGAUUUUGCAACUUGAGAUCGAAUCCUUGUCGAAGUUGGUGCACCACGUCUUGGCCAAAGUUUCCACUGAGUCCAGGCUGAGGCCGAUCGAAGAUGAUGCGCAUGCGGGAAGGCCGGAAGAGAGGAGCUAUUUCUCACGGCCUUCUGAGGGCAUCCUGGGAUCCUUUGCGCCAGAGGAAGGCACAGGGAUACCAGACGUCCCUGACAAAGACUGCGAGAUGCCUUUGGAUCGACGUGAGCAGUUCCUAGCGGCCACGAAGCGAAGGCAUGAGGUGCAGUGGCAGCUCGAAUCGGAAGAAGAAGAGGAAGAAGAAGGCUCUAAUGUUGUAAUUGAGGAGCCCGUCGCGAGCCCUGCUCCGGAUAGCCGAACCACAAAGCGCCACCGUGUCGGCGGAGAAACACGAAGCGCUCCUGGGAAACGAGGGGGGCAGGGUGGAUGGCAGCUCGGGAAGCAGCCAAUCGAGAUGCAGUUGACCAUGGAGACUUUGAAUACGCAACGGCUAGACGCGCUGGAACGAGCGUCAAGCCGCCUGGACACGGACCUCCAAGGUGCCCGCGAGACGGACCGGAUGCGGAUGCUGCAGCCGGACGAAGCCGUGGCUGCAGCUUCGAUGCAGACACCAGGCAUCGGAAGGACAAAGACUGCCUUGGAAGAAACCAUGGCACGCCUUCCGCAGCCUUUGAGUGCCUUGCGGCCCUGGGUGCAGGCUGAGGUGCGAGUGUCGCGAUGGUUUCAGCACGGCAGAGCCUUUUCCAGCUCUGCCAGUUUCAAAGCCGAAGAUCGGCACUGGAAUCCCGGAGUGAUCUUGGCUGGAGCAGGCUUAGCCUUGGGUUACUACUCGGAGUAUGGGAAAAAAGGACGACCUGGCUGUGAAGAAAAGGACUGGUGGAAGGACCCUUCCAAAUGCUCAGACGCGAGCUCGCUGUGGCAGCGAGGAUGGAAUAGUGAUUGGGACGGGCGAGCUCCGCCAACGUCUCUCACCACGCCGGUCAAGACAACAGGACCGAUUCGUCAUCUCUUGCUCAUCCGGCACGGGCAGUAUAAUUUGGAUGAUGAGGAACAUGGGCUGACCGACCUGGGCCGUGAGCAGUCGGCAAAGCUUGGGCAGAGGCUCCUAUCGGAAAGACUCGGUUUGAAGAAAGAUCGAUAUGGAGAGGUCCAAGUGCAAUACAGUGGCAUCUGGGUCAGCACUGUUACCCGAGCACGUCAGACAGCGGAGAUUCUGUCCAGCUACUUGCCGGAUGUUCCAGUGCAAGACCCAGAUCCACUUCUGGCCGAGGGCAAACCAACUGUGCCCCAUCCCACCUCGCAGCAGCCAGCACGACCUGCCGACAUUUGGGAAGAUUCUGCGCGCAUGGAAGCGGGCUUCAGGAAGUUCGUGCACCGCGCUGUUGACCACAAGCGGCUUGCCGAAAAGGAAGCCAAGAGGGAGAAGAAGCUUAAGAAGGAGCUCGGAGAAGGAUAUGUCCCACCGGAAAAGCAAGAGGCAGAGAGGACGGAGAGCGAGAAGGAACCAGAGCCGCAGCGCGUCUACGAGAUCUAUGUGUGUCACAUGAACUUGAUUCGCUACUUUGUAAUGCGUGCGCUUCAACUUCCGCCAGAAGCUUGGCUUCGUCUGAGGGGCGACAACGCAGGCAUAACCGAGAUCAUCAUUCACCCGGACGGGCGAGUCAGUUUGUCUCGGUUUGCGGAUGUCGGCCACUUGCCCAUCGAGAUGGGGCAGGGCAAGAGCAGCAUCGGCUGUGCGCACCUGGCCCAGCUGGAAAAGGCGUUGGCGGACACUGCCGUGCUGCAAAGUCGCGCAACUGCAGCACUGGAGCGAAUUGCAAGGCAGCAAUCUGCUCUGAAGCGCAUCCCGGUCGCGUGUCCGUCAUGUGGCUCUUUCAAUGUCCCUCAAGGCUCUGCCUGGCACACUGGUGACCUCAUCUCAUGCCAGGACUGCAGCCAGUCUUUCCUGCCCUUGAGCAGCUUCCAGGUCCGGGAGGAUCUGAGCGUUUUGAAGACCGCCGUCCAACGGCUUAGGGAUCAGCAGGAGCGGAUUCAGUACUUGGAAUGCUGCGUGGCGAAGAGCGAGGUGUCCAUGAGCCCUGUGGCAACGGCACGACCCUCCAAAGCACCAGAGGAAGCCUUGACACGAAAGGCACCAGCGCGUGGACCGAUGGCAUCGCCGCAUUUUGCCCCGCAGAUUAUGAGCCCGCGAUGUCCGCGACAGGCUGGACUCGGGCCCUCAACGGAUUCAACAAGCUCGCCAGAUGCAUCGCCUGGGCACCCCUUUUUGUCGCCGUGCUCCCCGUCCCGCAGGCUGGAUCAGUUCGGGUUUUCCGCCCAGCUGGAGCAGUCCCAGAGCCCAGCUGCAGGUGUCGGCCGUACGCCUGCUGGGUUCAACGAUCGAGGAGAGGCUCUGUCAGCACCGAGGGCCCAGGCAAAGGAGAAGCCGCCGAUACUCAUGCCUUUGCUGGACACUCAAGAUCUCCUUACCAACAGUUCGUCGUCUUCAGCUCCGUUGUGCUUCCAUGGAAACAAGCUUUCGCGUUGGCAGAUGGACACCGAGCAAAAGACUCGAGAGGCGCUGCAGCGCAUGCGGCAAGAGUCCAAGGGCAAGGGCCGAGCCAGAAAGGAACGUGAGGAAGGUGAGAUCGCCUCGGCCUCCGAGUCGGAGGGGUCGAGGUUGACGAGUUGGGAUGCCAGGCCUCAAUCUUUGGUGGCUGGGCCACAGGCAAUUCUGCAGAAGUGGGUGCCA
Symbiodinium necroappetens is the source of this 4794-nucleotide messenger RNA. The record is from the annotation of a GenBank genome assembly. Lineage: Eukaryota; Dinophyceae; Suessiales; Symbiodiniaceae.